AUGGGAGCCCAUAGAUACUUCACCCAUCGUACGUUUAAGGCAAACAUCAUAAUACGACGAGUCCUUAUUGUCCUAUUUACAAUGUGUGGUCAAAAUUCACUGUGGCAAUGGGUAAAGGAUCAUCGUCAACAUCACAAAUAUUCAGACACCGAUGCUGAUCCACAUAACGCACGGAGGGGCUUUUUCUUUUCCCAUGUUGGGUGGUUAAUAUCCGAAAGGCACCCUAAAGUCCUGCAGUACAGCAAGGGUAUUGAUAUGUCGGACCUAGAAGCUGAUUCUUGGAUAAUGUUUCAGAAUAAAUACUACUUCCAAGUAUACGCCGUGGUUUGCGUCCUUAUUCCGUGCAUUAUUCCAAUUAUUCUCUGGAAUGAGGACCCAGUGAAAUCUUUUUUGGUCUGCUACAGCGCAAGAACGUGCCUUUCACUCACAUUUACAUGCUUCAUUAAUAGUCUGGCCCAUACCUACGGUCAGAGGCCCUACGAUAAGACAAUUCUUCCGCGACAGAAUAAGUUUGUUAGCAUCUUUAUCGCCGGAGAGGGGUGGCACAACUUCCAUCAUGCAUUUCCAUGGGACUACAGAGCCUCAGAAUUGGGUACAUCAUUCAACUUAGCCGCAAAUGCGAUUGAUUUUUGUGCCAAAAUGGGAUGGGUGUAUGACCUGAAGACAGUCAGCGUGCAAUCCUUAGAGAAGCGAAUUAAGAAAACCGGUGACAACUCCCAUGAGAAGUACGGGAAACAAGCUAGUAAGAAAUUAAUUUAA
Molecule: messenger RNA, 759 nt
Organism: Lutzomyia longipalpis
Lineage: Eukaryota; Metazoa; Arthropoda; Insecta; Diptera; Psychodidae
Product: acyl-CoA Delta-9 desaturase-like
Exons: 2
Coding region: 1-759 (252 amino acids)
Biological process (GO): unsaturated fatty acid biosynthetic process
Cellular component (GO): endoplasmic reticulum membrane
Molecular function (GO): stearoyl-CoA 9-desaturase activity; iron ion binding
Source: RefSeq, a predicted model, not a curated record